ACCGAAUCGGCAGCAAGGCGCCAAACCCCUCACUCCUCUGUUACUCUCUUUUCGUCGUGUUCACUACUCACCGAAACUUCAUCAUCAUCGUCGUCACCAAAGCCAAACGCUUCUCCUCUCGCGCUCGGCCACCACAACAACAUUCAUUCCUUAAAUUGCUCAAGGUUAACAGCCAUGGCCUUGAGAAUGGUGACCAGGAAAUUAGGGAGUAAACUGUUGCCCAAGUUCUCUUCUACUUCUCUACUGCAUUCACAUGCCACCAGUUUUGGAUUUAAAGAAGUACAUGAAGAAGAAAAAAGUCGCUUGGUUGGUAAUGUCUUCAGCAGUGUUGCUUCGAGUUAUGAUCUCAUGAAUGAUAUCAUGAGUGUUGGAUUACAUAGAUUAUGGAAGGACAGACUGGUCUCCAAACUGAAUCCAUUUCCUGGAAUGAAGCAUCUUGAUGUUGCUGGUGGGACAGGGGAUGUAGCUUUCCGGAUCCUGGAAACCUUAAACAGUGUCAAACGCAGAGCAACACAAGAUGUUCUUGAAGAUAAUUUACACGAAGAAACUCAAAUAUUUGUAUGCGAGAUCAACCCAAACAUGUUAAAUGUUGGUAAAAAGCGAGCCAUGGAGAGAGGUCUUGGUGAAGACAAAUCCCUAAUAUGGAUGGAGGGGGAUGCCGAAGCCUUGAAAUUCAAAGAUAAUUCAUUGGAUGGUUACACAAUUGCAUUUGGGAUUAGGAAUGUUACACACAUAGAGAAAGUUCUUGCUGAAGCUUACAAGGUACUCAAACGGGGAGGAAGAUUCCUAUGCCUUGAAUUGAGCCAUGUGGAAGUUCCUGUAUUUAAGGAAUUGUAUGAUUAUUACUCGUUUUCUGUCAUUCCAGCUGUGGGAGAGCUAGUUGCAGGUGAUCGAAAUUCAUAUCAGUACUUAGUUGAGAGUAUUCGCCGUUUUCCCUCCCAGGAGACAUUUGCCUCAAUGAUAGCAGCUGCAGGGUUUCAGAAGGUUGAGUAUGAAAAUCUUGUUGGUGGAGUGGUCGCCAUCCAUUCCAGGUUGAAGUUUUAAAUGUAUAUAUCAACUUUGGGUUGAAACUCUUAAAGAAUCUUGGGCAUUGAAGUUUUGUGUUGUCCUGCAUGAAAUCCUACGUAAAGUGUUUUAGUUUGUGAAAUAAGAAAAAUAAUUAGGUUUCAAGUUUUUUCUACAAUAUUUGUUUGUUUCAUAAUACUGCUUUUCUACUUGGGGAGUAAA
This is a messenger RNA of Quercus lobata, 1227 nucleotides long. Its product is annotated as 2-methoxy-6-polyprenyl-1,4-benzoquinol methylase, mitochondrial-like. Gene Ontology annotation, biological process: ubiquinone biosynthetic process. Gene Ontology annotation, molecular function: 2-methoxy-6-polyprenyl-1,4-benzoquinol methyltransferase activity. The record is from RefSeq and is a predicted model, not a curated record. The coding region runs from base 175 to 1044 and encodes 289 amino acids. NCBI's taxonomy places the organism in Eukaryota, Viridiplantae, Streptophyta, Magnoliopsida, Fagales, Fagaceae. Gene Ontology annotation, cellular component: mitochondrion. The transcript is spliced from 9 exons.